AUGAAACUGUUUGAGCAGAUUUGUGAGCGUUUCCAACUGGGAUUUCCUUAUUCUUGGGAAGAACUUGCCACCCAAUUGUGUGGUGAAGAGUCUGCUAACAGAGGUAGUCCUCGGGGAAAAUUGGGGUUUGAUGAGCCCGAAGUGUCUUCUGGCAUCACUGCAAAAGCUGCUUCGGUUUCUUUUGAUGAUCUCCCAGUGACAAGGAUACGUGAUAUUCUAAUGCACCCUCUUGGAGAUUCCAAAGAUUGUGUACUUGCUGAUAUGCUAGAACAAUCCUGCAGCAAUGAUGUCAAACUCUCUCCAAUAUCAACCAAUCCAGACUCAAAGAAUCCAGUCACAAUGGCAAAGACCGUGGUGGAUGAAACUCCAAGGACGUGUAAGAGGAAAGCUGGCCAGAAGUACAAAGAUGGUGGUAAAAUUCCACGUACAGUUGAUACAGUAAUGGGGGAAUGCAUUACACCAAGCAGAGGAAUUGUUACAAGAAGCAUGUCUAGAUUGAGGAAUCUUACAGAAAUACGAGAAGAAACUCCCUUAUCAAACGAUACUGCCUCCUGCAAAGCAUUCAGAAACGACCCAGAUAAGGUUUUGCUAUGCUCUUCCAUCAAGAGUAAAGAUAAUAAUUUUCCUUCAACAUCAGAGGUCACUAAGAGCCAGUCCAGAGUGAUGAGGGGUACGAGUGCUGGGAAAGAUAGCUGUUCUACCAUAUCUAGAUUGAUGGAUGAUAGAAAAAUGAAGGAAAAAAAUCUCUCAUCAAACUCUACUGUCACAUGCAAAGCAUUCAGAAACUUCCCAGAAAAGGUUUUGCUACACGCUUCCAUCAAGAGUAAAGAUAAUGCUUUUCUUUCAACAUCUGAAGCCACUAAGAACGGGUCCAGAGGGAUGAUAAGUACAAGGGCGAGGAAAGGUAGUUGGGCUACCACAUCAUCCGAGAAAGUCAUGGAAGCCCCUGUUGUGUCUUCAGUCAGAAGGUCAAGUAGAAGGUGCAAUAUCCGGAAGGAUUAUCGUGUGAAAUAG
Molecule: messenger RNA, 1014 nt
Organism: Dovyalis caffra
Lineage: Eukaryota; Viridiplantae; Streptophyta; Magnoliopsida; Malpighiales; Salicaceae
Source: the annotation of a GenBank genome assembly